Messenger RNA from Trichoplusia ni (cabbage looper), 2484 nucleotides. Its product is annotated as angiotensin-converting enzyme-like. The transcript is spliced from 9 exons. Gene Ontology annotation, cellular component: plasma membrane. The record is from RefSeq and is a predicted model, not a curated record. Gene Ontology annotation, biological process: proteolysis. Gene Ontology annotation, molecular function: peptidyl-dipeptidase activity; metallopeptidase activity. The coding region runs from base 320 to 2458 and encodes 712 amino acids. NCBI's taxonomy places the organism in Eukaryota, Metazoa, Arthropoda, Insecta, Lepidoptera, Noctuidae.
CAUAUUUUUAUAGGGCUAACUAUCUGCACUUCAAGUGUAAGUAAACAUUUUUUUUCGCAGUCGGUCUUCUUGAUUUUUCCAACAUUUUAAUAAUUUAUCAUUAUUGAGACAUAAACUAGCAGACCAACUGUUCUUCUGGGCAAGUGUCUGUCCAGUGGUAAUAUGGCCAAUCUUUGGCAUUAUCCUGCCCUUUGCAGUCCUGUAAAGGGCAGCACUGCAAAGGGCAGUUUAUUUUAUAUAAUUUAAAAAAUAUACUUACCUAACAAUUUCUCUUCCAGAUCCCAAUCAACCUCCCAAACAAUGAGCAUAUAGAAACAAAAUGGACUCCUUCAAGAUACUCUUAUUAAUCCUCUUAGCAGGGGCAUGCAAAAGCAAAUCCCUAAGCAUAGACAAGUACGUCAAAAAACUAAACGAAGACUAUGCAUAUUUCCGAAUGACACUUGCAGAAAUGGCCUGGAAUACCACAGUCAACACCAGCCUAGUUUUUGACAAUACUAAAUUACUGGUAGAUCAAGGGAAACUAGAGAAAAUUGCUUGUAAUUAUCUGACUAUGCUGUUUGCUCAAAAUUGUUUUAAAGAUUUGAUGAGACAGACGUAUUUGUUUUGCCGAGGACCCAAGUACGAUAUGAAUGAUUUAAGAGCUUUACAAAUACAUUCUCGAAAAAUGCAAACAACAUUCAUGAACGGCGAAAUAUGCAUACCGACUGAGGAAUACACAUCUAAAGACAACACAACACAAGUCGUCAACGCCAUCUAUUACUUCUUAUCGAAACUACGGCACGCCGUAGACGCGUCCAUUUCAAAAGACGCUUAUUACAUAUACACAGCUAAAUACGUUAUUUCUAAUACUGAAGAUUUUAAAGAGAGUGAGAAUCGAGUGUGCCUGAAAGGGUACGAAGACUUUCAUAAGAUUAUGAAGUUUACAAGUGAUCAUGUGGUCUUGAAAUGGGUGUAUAUUGUUUGGAGAGAGCUCAUGUUGCCGGCAAAGGACUCUUAUGUUGAGUUCUCUAAUAUUUUGAAUGUAGCUGCCCAGAAAUUUGGAUACCGUAACUACGGUGAAGUAUGGCGUGAAGAACUUGAAAUACCUGACUUGAAGUCAAUGAUAGAAAAAAUACAGCCUCAUAUACAUGACCUAUAUACGUUAAUACAUGGAGUGCUGAGACACCAACUAAGAAAAUUUUACGGCGAUAUUGUACCAGAACAAGGCGCCAUACCCGCUCAUUUACUUGGUAGCCUUUGGGGCAAUGAUUGGAGCGUAUGGCUUGAACGGUCCCUACCCCAUAUUGAAGGCGUAGAAAAGAAGAUUAAGAAAAAGAAUUGGACGAUGGAACACAAAGUCGCUUUAGUCGAAGACUUGUAUUAUUCAAUGGGCCUGCACGCAAUGUCACAUAAGUUUUGGGAAAAUUCUAUUUUUGAGAAAGGAAACAAUACAAACAUAGACUGUUUCGGUGCUGCCGCAGACAUGUACAAAAAUAACUAUGACGUCAGAAUAUUAUACUGCUCUGAAGUUGAGGAUGAAUUUAACGUGUUACACCAUGAGAUGGGACAUUUAGAGUACUUUAUGUAUUAUGCGGAUCAACCGACAGUAUACAGGUCAGGCAAUUCAGCUUUCCACGAAUCAAUAGGAGAAGCCGUUUAUUUGGGAGCAGUAACGCCACAACACCUGAACAGAAUAGGUGUCAUAGACGAUUACGUAUUAUUCUCAACUGAAGAACAAACCAGAAGCAAAAACAAAAGAAGCGGAGAAGAAGUCACAUUAGGUACUGAAAGUACCAUCGGUACUACAGAUACUACACAGACAACUGAUGGUAUUGACACUACUACUUAUGAAACAACUACAGAAUAUGGUGAAGAAGAAACAGAUGAUAUAGUUUACCCACGUCUUUUUGAAGAAGAAAUUCUUUCAAUAGACAUGAUACUACUCCUGCAGAGGGCAUUCAAAAGACUGCCAUCAAUAAUGCUUUCUUUAGCAUUAGGUGAACUAAGGUGGGACAAUUUUGGUGCAACGAAAAAGGUUAAUACAGAUUUUUGGCUGUUAAUUGAAAAAUGGCAGGGUAUAAAACCUCCUGUGGCAAGGAACGAAGAAUAUUUGGAUGCUACGGCCAUUUAUUAUAUAACUCAUAAUAUACCCACAAUGAGGUAUUACUUAAGUGAGUUUAUCCAACAUCAGCUUUUUGAGAGGAUGUGUAUAGCUUCGAUUUAUGGUACGCCGACGAGUGCAGAAAAACUACCGGAUUCAAUGAAGCUGACACGCUGCGAUAUUUACGGAUCAAGAGCAGCUGGGAAAGUCCUUACAGAAUUCAUGUCACCGGGGAAUUCGUUACAUUGGCGGGAACUCCUGAAAAAGUCGACUGGUUUAGAAGACAUUAGUGGAGACGCUAUUGAAAGAUACUACAAACCACUUACUGACUUUCUAAGUCUAUAUGUAUGGAGACACGGCAUUCCCAUUGGCUGGUGAUUUGUCCCAGCCUAAAUGUAUUGGUA